AUCCACAAGCACCGUGCACGAGGAAGUGAGUUGCUAAGGAAAUCACCCUUGACGACAUGAACGCGCUGUAAACAAGGAACAAGGCUACUGGAUUAGCGUUAUCAGCUCAUUACCGCGUUGCCGAUCAAUGAAUCGAUUGUGGUGAUUGUGGACUCUUAUGGCAGAAUUGCAUAUAAUUGGACAAAUCAUUGGGGCCACCGGAUUCCCACAGAAGAGCCUCUUCUGCAAAUGGGGUGUACACGCAGGAGGAGCAUGGAGACUUCUUUCUGGUCUGAAGGAAGGGCAGACUCAGGUAGACAUACCUCAAACUGGGGACAUGGCAUACUGGAGUCAUCCCAUUGAUUUGCACUACACUACUAAGGGCCUACAAGGAUGGCCAAAGCUUCAUCUCCAGGUGUGGCAUCAGGACUCUUUUGGCCGAUGCCAGCUGUAUGGUUAUGGUUAUAUCCACGUACCAUCAAGCCCAGGACAGCAUCGUCUGCAGUGCGUGACAUGGCGACCGCUGGGAUCCUGGCAGGAUCAACUUGCUGAGAUGUUUGUUGGAGGAGGUCCACAGCUGCGCUCGUCAGAUCUCAUUUACAGUGGCGCAGACAGAUACAGACUCCACACAGUUGGCAUGGGCACAGUUGAACUAGAGCUGUGCGUUAUUCUGCGCCACUUCGACAGAUACGGUGUGGAGAGCUGAGAACGGACAACAGGUUGUCAUAUAUUUCAGGUCUAUGAUAUAUGGAGCA
Molecule: messenger RNA, 734 nt
Organism: Cyprinus carpio (common carp)
Lineage: Eukaryota; Metazoa; Chordata; Actinopteri; Cypriniformes; Cyprinidae
Product: B9 domain-containing protein 2-like
Biological process (GO): cilium assembly
Cellular component (GO): MKS complex
Source: RefSeq, a predicted model, not a curated record